Lepidothrix coronata (blue-crowned manakin) is the source of this 4700-nucleotide messenger RNA. RefSeq names its product myosin heavy chain, skeletal muscle, adult-like. The transcript has 31 exons. Gene Ontology annotation, cellular component: myosin complex. The record is from RefSeq and is a predicted model, not a curated record. The coding region runs from base 16 to 4509 and encodes 1497 amino acids. NCBI's taxonomy places the organism in Eukaryota, Metazoa, Chordata, Aves, Passeriformes, Pipridae. Gene Ontology annotation, molecular function: cytoskeletal motor activity; actin filament binding; ATP binding.
CAAUAGAGUGCAGGCAUGGCCUCUGGAGAUGCUGAGAUGGCUGUUUUUGGGGAGGCAGCUCCUUACCUGCGAAAGUCAGAAAAGGAGAGAAUUGCAGCCCAGAACAAGCCUUUUGAUGCCAAGACAUCUGUCUUUGUGGUACAUGCAAAGGAAUCCUUUGUGAAAGGGACAAUUCAGAGCAGGGAAUCAGGGAAAGUCACUGUCAAGACUGAAGGGGGAGAGACCCUGACUGUGAAGGAAGAUCAAGUCUUCUCCAUGAACCCUCCCAAGUACGACAAAAUCGAGGACAUGGCCAUGAUGACCCACCUCCACGAACCCGCUGUGCUGUACAACCUCAAAGAGCGUUACGCAGCCUGGAUGAUCUACACCUACUCGGGUCUCUUCUGCGUCACUGUCAACCCCUACAAGUGGCUGCCCGUGUACAACCCGGAGGUGGUGUUGGCCUACCGAGGCAAGAAGCGCCAGGAGGCCCCUCCACACAUCUUCUCCAUCUCUGACAACGCCUAUCAGUUCAUGCUGACUGAUUAUAAAGAAGAGGUGAAAAAGAGUGAAAGAGCUUGGUCAUAUGUUUCUGUCAUUAAUGAUGCCUCAAAAUUUCCCGGAGAAUCCAGUGCCGGGAAGACUGUGAACACAAGGCGUGUCAUCCAGUACUUUGCAACAAUUGCAGCCAGCGGGGAGAAGAAGAAGGAGGAGCAGACAUCAGGCAAAAUGCAGGGAACGCUUGAGGAUCAAAUCAUCAGCGCCAACCCACUGCUGGAGGCCUUUGGAAACGCCAAGACCGUGAGGAACGACAACUCCUCGCGCUUUGGCAAAUUCAUCAGAAUCCACUUUGGGGCCACAGGCAAACUGGCUUCUGCUGACAUUGAAACUUAUCUGCUGGAGAAGUCCAGAGUCACUUUCCAGCUCAAGGCGGAAAGAAGCUACCACAUCUUUUAUCAGAUCAUGUCCAACAAAAAGCCAGAGCUAAUUGACAUGCUCCUCAUCACCACCAACCCUUACGAUUUCCACUUUGUGAGUCAAGGUGAGAUCACUGUUCCCAGCAUCGAUGACCAGGAGGAGCUGAUGGCAACAGAUAGUGCCAUUGACAUCCUGGGUUUCUCUGCUGAUGAGAAAACAGCCAUCUACAAGCUGACAGGGGCUGUCAUACACUACGGGAACCUGAAGUUCAAGCAGAAGCAGCGUGAGGAGCAGGCAGAGCCUGAUGGCACAGAAGUUGCUGACAAGGCUGCCUACCUGAUGGGUCUGAACUCAGCAGACCUGCUCAAGGCCCUCUGCUACCCCCGAGUUAAGGUGGGGAAUGAAUAUGUGACCAAGGGCCAAACAGUGCAGCAGGUGAACAAUUCAGUGGGUGCCCUGGCAAAGGCUGUCUAUGAGAAGAUGUUCCUGUGGAUGGUUGUUCGCAUCAACCAACAGCUGGACACGAAGCAGCCCAGGCAGUACUUCAUUGGUGUGCUGGACAUUGCUGGCUUCGAGAUCUUUGAUUUCAACAGCUUUGAGCAGUUGUGCAUCAACUUCACCAAUGAGAAACUGCAGCAGUUCUUCAACCACCACAUGUUCGUGCUGGAGCAGGAGGAGUACAAGAAGGAAGGAAUUGAAUGGACAUUCAUCGACUUUGGGAUGGACCUGGCUGCCUGCAUUGAGCUCAUUGAGAAGCCCAUGGGCAUCUUCUCCAUCCUGGAAGAGGAGUGCAUGUUCCCCAAGGCAACUGACACCUCUUUCAAGAACAAGCUCUAUGACCAGCACCUGGGCAAGUCCAGCAACUUCCAGAAGCCCAAGCCUGCCAAAGGCAAGGCUGAGGCCCACUUCUCCCUGGUGCACUAUGCUGGCACAGUGGACUACAACAUCACUGGGUGGCUGGAGAAGAACAAGGACCCCCUGAAUGAAACUGUCAUUGGGCUGUACCAGAAAUCAUCUGUCAAGACCCUGGCCUUACUCUUUGCCAACUAUGGUGGAGCAGAUGCAGAGGCUGGUGGUGGAAAGAAGGGUGGCAAGAAAAAGGGUUCUUCUUUCCAGACUGUCUCAGCUCUUUUCCGGGAGAACUUAAACAAGCUGAUGACCAAUCUACGGAGCACUCACCCCCAUUUUGUGCGCUGCAUCAUUCCAAAUGAGACUAAAACACCUGGUGCCAUGGAGCACGAGCUGGUGCUGCACCAGCUGCGCUGUAACGGCGUGUUGGAAGGGAUCAGGAUUUGCAGGAAAGGGUUCCCCAGCAGAGUCCUCUAUGCUGACUUCAAACAGAGAUACAAGGUGCUUAAUGCCAGUGCCAUCCCAGAGGGACAGUUCAUCGACAGCAAGAAGGCUUCCGAGAAGCUCCUUGGCUCAAUCGAUGUGGACCACACCCAGUACAAAUUUGGACACACCAAGGUGUUCUUCAAAGCUGGGCUGCUGGGGCUCCUGGAGGAGAUGAGGGAUGAGAAGCUGGCACAGCUCAUCACUCGCACACAGGCCAGAUGCAGAGGCUUCCUGAUGAGGGUGGAGUACCAGAGAAUGGUGGAGAGAAGAGAGUCCAUCUUCUGCAUCCAGUACAACAUUCGUUCAUUCAUGAACGUCAAACACUGGCCCUGGAUGAAGCUGUUCUUCAAGAUCAAGCCCUUGCUGAAGAGUGCAGAGUCUGAGAAGGAGAUGGCCAACAUGAAACAAGAGUUUGAGAAAACCAAGGAAGAGCUUGCAAAGUCUGAGGCAAAGCGGAAGGAGCUGGAGGAGAAAAUGGUUUCUUUGCUUCAGGAGAAAAAUGACCUGCAGCUCCAAGUGCAAGCUGAGGCAGACAGCCUGGCUGAUGCUGAGGAAAGGUGUGACCAGCUCAUCAAAACCAAAAUCCAGCUGGAAGCCAAAGUUAAAGAAGUGACUGAAAGGGCUGAGGAUGAGGAGGAAAUCAAUGCUGAGCUGACAGCCAAGAAAAGAAAACUGGAGGAUGAAUGUUCAGAGCUGAAGAAAGAUAUUGAUGACCUUGAGCUAACACUGGCCAAGGUGGAGAAGGAAAAACACGCCACUGAAAACAAGCCUCCACAGGCAAAUCUGGAGAAGAUGUGCCGCACCCUGGAAGACCAGCUGAGUGAGAUUAAGACAAAGGAAGAAGAGCAUCAGCGCAUGAUCAAUGACCUCAAUGCUCAAAGAGCUCGUCUGCAGACAGAAGCAGGUGAAUAUUCACACCAAGUGGAAGAAAAAGAUGGUUUGAUAUCUCAGCUAUCCAGAGGCAAACAGGCAUUCACUCAACAGAUUGAGGAACUAAAGAGACAUUUAGAGGAAGAAAUAAAGGCCAAGAACGCCCUGGCCCACGCCCUGCAGUCCGCUCGCCACGACUGUGACUUGCUCCGGGAACAAUAUGAGGAGGAGCAGGAAGCCAAGGGGGAGCUGCAGCGCGCCCUGUCCAAGGCCAACAGCGAAGUGGCCCAGUGGAGAACCAAAUACGAGACGGACGCGAUUCAGCGCACGGAGGAGCUCGAGGAGGCCAAGAAGAAGCUGGCACAGCGCCUGCAGGAUGCAGAGGAACACGUCGAAGCUGUCAAUGCCAAGUGUGCCUCCCUGGAAAAGACAAAGCAGAGGCUGCAGAAUGAAGUGGAGGACCUGAUGAUUGAUGUGGAGCGAUCCAAUGCUGCCUGCGCUGCUCUGGACAAGAAGCAGAAGAACUUUGACAAGGUCUUUUGGUUACAGGACACCCAGCUACACUUGGACGAUGCUCUCAGGACCCAGGAUGACCUGAAGGAGCAGGUGGCCAUGGUGGAGCGCAGAGCAAACCUGCUGCAGGCUGAAGUUGAGGAGCUACGGGCAGCCCUGGAGCAGACGGAGCGGUCAAGGAAACUGGCUGAGCAGGAGCUCCUGGAUGCCACUGAACGUGCACAGCUCCUCCACACCCAGAACACCAGCUUGAUCAACACCAAGAAGAAGCUGGAGACAGACAUUUCUCAGAUUCAGAGCGAAAUGGAGGAUAUGAUCCAGGAGGCCCGCAAUGCUGAAGAGAAGGCCAAGAAGGCCAUCACAGAUGCGGCCAUGAUGGCAGAAGAGCUGAAGAAGGAGCAGGACACCAGUGCCCACCUGGAGAGGAUGAAGAAGAACCUGGACCAGACGGUGAAGGACCUGCAGCACCGUCUGGAAGAGGCCGAGCAGUUGGCCCUGAAGGGAGGCAAGAAGCAAAUCCAGAAGCUGGAGGCCAGGGUGCGGGAGCUGGAAGGGGAGGUUGAUGCUGAGCAGAAGCGCAGCGCUGAAGCCGUGAAGGGUGUGCGCAAGUACGAGAGGAGGGUGAAGGAACUCACCUACCAGUCUGAGGAAGACAGGAAGAAUGUUCUCAGGCUGCAGGAUCUGGUGGACAAGCUGCAAAUGAAGGUGAAAUCCUACAAGAGACAGGCUGAGGAAGCUGAGGAGCUCUCCAAUGUCAACCUCUCCAAGUUCCGCAAGAUCCAGCACGAGCUGGAGGAAGCUGAGGAACGGGCUGACAUUGCAGAGUCGCAGGUCAACAAGCUCCGAGUGAAGAGUCGGGACAUGCAUGGGAAGAAAAUAGAAGAGGAAGAGUGAGGAUGUCACAAAGCAGCAAAGUGAUCUGAGGGCUGCACAAGAUGUGAACUCUCUGUCACUUCCUUCAAUCAUUAGUCUUUGUAGCCAUUUCAAUGCGUAGAUGAUAAAACUUGUAGAUUCCUUUCUGUGAACACCAUGAGCAAUGUUUUCAUUUGUUUCUGGUUUUAAAGGUUAGAUCUGUAUCACCAUUA